Messenger RNA from Drosophila elegans, 426 nucleotides. RefSeq lists its product as uncharacterized. The transcript has 3 exons. Bases 47 to 385 code for a protein of 112 amino acids. Lineage: Eukaryota; Metazoa; Arthropoda; Insecta; Diptera; Drosophilidae. Gene Ontology annotation, molecular function: protein binding. The record is from RefSeq and is a predicted model, not a curated record.
GUUCAGUUCAUCCGCAAAGUCAACAGUUGGCAUCAAGCUCUUAAAUAUGAAAUCGAUUCUCCUCAUUUGCCUGCUUCUGGGUUUGACUUUAAGUCAUGUCAGUGCAAACUGCUCUGGAGAUUGUCCCGAUACCGAGGAUGUUGUCUGGGCUCUUGGUGGCGGUUGCAUUGUUUUCCGCAAUAAAUGCUACUUCGACAAGGAGAAUUGCCAUCGCAAGCCAGCACUGACCAUCGCAACUAAGGAGGAAUGCCAGACGCAAUGUGCCGAUAUUUGCCCAGCCAUUUACCAACCGACAAGUGGAUCGUACAAAGGUCAGCUUCGAACCUUUGGAAAUGAGUGCGAAAAGCAAGCUCACACUUGUAGGACAGGCGAAACGUUUUUGUAAAACCAGUCAAUCCAGCCAAACAACCCAAGAACAACUCAAAU